Molecule: messenger RNA, 1044 nt
Organism: Patiria miniata (bat star)
Lineage: Eukaryota; Metazoa; Echinodermata; Asteroidea; Valvatida; Asterinidae
Exons: 5
Coding region: 370-1044 (224 amino acids)
Source: RefSeq, a predicted model, not a curated record
CGGUAAGAAACUCAAAAAGUCCCCUUUGUCAUUCGGCCCAAGAAAGUGUUCACCAGGGGAUGUCCCUUUCGCGCCAUUUAACUCUGCCAAAAACUUGGGAUAUGAAUUUACUUAAGAAGAACAUUAGGUGAGGAGGAUGUCUUUGUUAUUUCAGGUGGCAUUCGGCCAACCUUCUUGAAAUCGCUCCAAAGAAGCAUCCGCUUUAUUUUCCUAUAAAUAUCGGGAUGUGCGUCUUGCAAAUCACGGUCGUCUUGGGUUUUGACAAUUUCGGUCAUCUUGAUUCGCCUUAGUUUGCAUCAGUUCUCACCGAUCAUCAUCACAGCCAUCUUGAGCGGACAGUUUGAAGAAAUCAAUUAAUAUUAAAGCACAAUGGCAAGAUUCGCCUUGUUUCUUCUGAUUGUUGGCGUGGGAAGCACCUUGGGACAAGGAGGCUUCAACUGGCAGCCACAACCACCACAACUAGGUUUCAACUGGCAGCAACCACCACCACAACUAGGUUUCAACUGGCAGCAACCACAAACAAAUUGGCAGCAAAACUGGCAGCAACCACUACUACCAAAACGACCACAACUACCACAAAUACAAGUACCACAACCACGACCAAACCCAAUAGAGGAGUUUAUUGGUGACAUCCCUGUAGUAGGCGUAUUCAAAGAUGGCGCCCAGGUUGCUCCCGGCGUUUACGUCCAGCCGAAAUUUAACUUCGGCAAGAAGGAGGUUGGCGUGGCGGUCAGAUUCGAAUUCAAGAGGUCUGUGAGUCAGCCGACGAAAGCGGGCGCUUUCUCCCUGCUGGAUAUCGAUGGUAACGGCUCCCUGUCUGUCGAGGAGUGGCACGCCCACAAGGGGGGCGUGGUCAACUUCGCUUCGUUCUUGGAGAGCGUGGAUACUGAUGAGAACGAAGAGGUUUCUUGGGCUGAGUUUCAGACAGUCAACCGCGUUUACACCAGAAACAGUGACGUAGCCACGGGGGGCAUGAGGGGACGACAGCCCCCCCAUGAAACCUUGUCGCAGUUUAAGUACGCAUUUCAAGUUAAAGCUCAAUAA